Solanum verrucosum is the source of this 996-nucleotide messenger RNA. RefSeq names its product putative F-box protein PP2-B12. Bases 1 to 996 code for a protein of 331 amino acids. NCBI's taxonomy places the organism in Eukaryota, Viridiplantae, Streptophyta, Magnoliopsida, Solanales, Solanaceae. The transcript has 3 exons. The record is from RefSeq and is a predicted model, not a curated record. Gene Ontology annotation, molecular function: protein binding.
AUGAAUUGGAAUGGUAAAUAUAAGAGAAGUGCAUCUCAUCUGUCAAUGCUACUGAACGAUUGUACUGCGGAGAUCUUGGCCUUAACAAGCCCUCUCGAUGUUUGCCGCAUUUCUCAAGUUUCUAAAUCACUUAAAUCUGCUGCUGACUCCGACUCUGUUUGGGAAAGAUUUCUGCCCUCUGAUUAUCAGUCUAUUAUUUCUGCAUCACUGACUCCCGUCCCUGAUUUUGCUUCAAAGAAGGAUCUCUUUGUUUAUCUGUGUCACCAUCCUCUUUUAAUUGAUGCAGGUCGCAAGAGUUUCUCACUGGAAAAACGUACCGGAAAGAAAUGUUACUUUCUAGGUGCAAGGGAUCUUGAUAUUCCAUUGGUUAAUAGACCAUCAUAUUGGAAAUGGACUUCACUGCCAGAGUCCAGGUUUCCAGAGGUGGCUGAGCUCAAACGUGUUUGGUCGGUAGAUAUUGGGGGCACAAUAAGAGCUGGGGUUCUUUCACCGCGGACAUCUUAUGAAGCAUACCUUGUUUACAUGUUUGGAGAUGAAUUUGGAUUUAGUUAUCGACCUUCAGAGGUUUCAGUUGGAGUUUCUGGUGUUAAAUUGGAUAAACGAUUUGCAAUUCUCGUGCCAGAAGAUGAGGAGUCAAUUUAUAACCUGCCCCCUGAUCUAGAGGAUAGGCUCAAGAAAGUGUAUGAACAGGCAGUACGUUCUAAUCUGCCUUCUGAUGCAGAGGACGAUGAUCCAGGGCUACGUGAUGAUAUUUAUUUGGCUUUGCAACAUUUGCCGUUGCAGCUUUUGCCAGAGAAUGUUUCAAAUCGGCUGCAACUUGUUAUGCGACGACCAAAACUUAGAGAUGAUGGCUGGUUUGAGAUAGAAUUGGGUGAGUUUUAUACUGAAAACGAAGAUGAUCGCAUAGAAAUGAAUUUGAAAGAGCUGAAAGAGUGUGCAUCUCUAAAGGCAGGGCUUAUUAUUGAAGGAAUUGAGAUAAGGCCCAGAAUGGAUUGA